AUCUUCUUGGAAACCUCUCCGCCAUGAGAGCUAAGUGGAGGAAGAAGCGAAUGCGCAGGCUGAAGCGUAAAAGAAGAAAGAUGAGGCAGAGGUCCAAGUAAACCGCUAGCUUGUGCACCCAUGGAGCCACAGGAGCAGAAAUAAGGAAAGCCAGAGGCCAGGGACGCUGGUACCAAUUGUUGGACUGCAUGCCUACUUUCUAGAGCUUGAUUCAGUGGAUCUAGAACAUCCAUCGCCAUCUGAUCGCAACGACCACCUUUGAGAGACUCGCCUUGUUCAUAUCAGAAGUCCCUUUUGGUCCGUUGCUCUGGACCUGUGACUUUCGGGACUAAUUCUGUUUUCAUGUGUGGCUGAAUGUAACAACGUAUACAAUAAAUCUUCUCUUCUGCUGUCUUAGCUGAAGA
Felis catus (domestic cat) is the source of this 404-nucleotide messenger RNA. RefSeq names its product ribosomal protein L41 (gene RPL41). Gene Ontology annotation, biological process: translation. Gene Ontology annotation, cellular component: ribosome. Lineage: Eukaryota; Metazoa; Chordata; Mammalia; Carnivora; Felidae. The record is from RefSeq and is marked provisional. Gene Ontology annotation, molecular function: structural constituent of ribosome.